AUGCAAAUCUUUCGCACUUCCGGCGACGAGCAGGUCUUGGACUCUUGGGUGCAAGGCUUCUACGACAGCGGCUACAGCGCGCAGGACGCGGAGGCCCUGUGCAGCGGGCUGCGCACGAAGUUUGAGACCUCAGACGAGCUGGGCUCCUUGAUGCAGGCGGCCGACAUCUCCAUGGCCAGCCGAAUGUCGGAGUUUGUGGGAGCAUCUAUGGAUCCUCGAAUGGACUCUUCCUACAUGCUGAUUUUCGCCGGCGAGCCCAGCAUGCAGAAUCGGGAGUCAAUCAAGAUGCUUAAGGAGUUCACACGCUUUGCUGAGCAAAGAAACGCUUCCAUCAUGGGCCCUUGUCCAGGGUGCGAGGCUGUCAGCUUCACGGCUAUCCACUUUGACAGCUUUUGCUCACAUUUCUGCCAGCCGGAGCACUGCCGACGUUGGUGCGCCAAUUGCAUAAAGUCUGAGCACGCACUUGGCUCUUCUAGCUUGCAUUCCAGCUCGUCUGCUGCACCCUUGCUGCAGGCGGAGGAAUGGUGCAAGUCUCCUCAAACAAGCCUGCUGCUCUCAACCCGCAAUAUGCAGCCCGAGCGCAUUGCUGCACAGAAGAUCCAAAUUCCCACCAUCGACGUGCUUGAGGUGCGAGCAAGAGGCUCAGAGGUUGAGAUGGUUCUGAGGGGGUCGAGUUGCGCGGCAUUUGCUUCGCGGCAUUUGCUUCGCAUCUCCUGGGAGAGCAAGGAGGUGACCGAGGAAGGCGUGCGCCGUGCGUUCCAUCACCAGGACUUUGAAAUCGACAAUGAAGCCGACAUCGCCUUGCCUGCCGGGAAGCUCUAUUCAUUCCAACUUGCAGCGGUGAACGACCUGGGCACCGGGCCCUUCUCUGCCAAACACCAGGCGCGCCAGGCCGAAAGGAGGCUAGGGUCCGAGGAGGCGGCCCCUCAGGCACCUUCCAGGCUCUUCGGUUUGCCCGUGCCCUUGAUUGUGUCGCUUGGGCCUGAAGAUCCGAGUCAGAAUCGCGCGCCCAGCUGGCGCUGCACGGAAGUCACUGUCACCCUAUCGGGUGAUGCCAAGGAGGAGAUCGCGCUGGUGAGGUUUUCGGAUUUCGAUGGCAUGCACCCGAACUUCACCUGCACCCCACCAUCCUACUCCCGGUCUUUUUCUGAGAUUCGGUGCACCAUCCCAGCCCGGAUCACUUCACUAGACAUCUUCUGGAGAGUUGAAGUCUUUGGCAUGGACAGCCUAGUUGCUGAAGCCGGCGUGCUGCUUGAAGAGGCCCCAAGUAUCCAAGCGUGCCGCCACUGGGAUCGAGCUCUCUACUGUGACUCCUUCGAGCCCGCUUGUGUCCAAACGUGCGAAGAGUGCGCUGAGAGGCCACAUGCGAAUAGCUCCUUUCCCAACUGUACCAGUACCAGUGCAUACUGGGGGACUCUCUCUGACAACCCUGCUUCCAACGCUACCAACCAUACCAAUGGCACGGAUGAUGCAGUGGGCGAGGUUUGUCCCGCUGAGCCAGUGCCCUAUUGGGAGGAAGCAAGCUUUCGGCGCCUAAGCGCCUCACCUCGCGUUCCCUCCACCAAGCUCUUCCUGAAGUUCUACUUGCGCAGAGAAGCCAGCCCCCAUCCUGGCUCGCCCUGUGAUACUGCGGUGGCGCCAGUGCCCGACACUUGUUUGAGGCAAGUACCCUCCCCUCAACUGAGCCCAAUCCAGCGGCUGCGCCUGGACAGUGUUUCGGACUCGGUGGUAUUGGCUGGAGAGAUUCUCUUCCUUGUGCCGGACGUCCAUGACUUUUUGCAUUCAAAUUCGCAGAUAAGGCAAGCCAUCAUGUCCAGUCUGGUGAAUUCCUCCGGGCGGCCCGAUGCGAGUGUGGCCGUGGCCAUGGAGCAAAGUUGGGUUCGUUCGGAUGCCAACGUCAGAACGUUCUUUUCGAUUGGGCUCGAGAACUGCUCCGAUGAAUGUGCUUCAGCACGCAAGGAGCUUCAAGUUGUGCUGGUGAACUUGGUUGAUUCCGGGAGUUUGCUGAGCAACCUCGAAUGGUCGUUGCAGAAGCUGGGGCGGCCAGUCGCCGGUGCACGCUUGACGAUACACAGCGUGCCAGCAUACACAGCAAGCGCUAGUCGCACAUCAAGCACCACCACUGUCAUCCACACAGGUACCACGCACACAACAAGCGCAACAAGCAGCAGCAUGUUCCUGAGCCCAGCACCAAGCACAACUGAGAAUGCACCAACAAUCACAACAGCAGCUCUCACUUCAACUGCAAGUGUCAGCACUGUGCCCGACUCUGCGAUCGUGACCGUUUCGCUGGAGGUGGGCCUGAGGCUUGCAAAUGUCUCGGCUUUUGACGUCGAGGCCUUUCAGGCGAGUAUGGCUGAAGCUUUGGGCGUCAGUCCCGACCAGCUGUCGAUCACGAGCAUAAUCUUCGAGACCACAGCAGCUUUGAGCUUGAACGGCUCGGUUGUUUCAGAGAUAGUACAGCUUGCCAUCUCAACCUUGUUCGGUGUCCCACCAGAGAAUGUCAGCUCUCGCGCCCUUGAUGGACGACGACUAGCAUUCACCGGCGUUAUCAUUGAGGCUCUGGUGCGAACAGAGUCUGCCAGUGCCACUGCUCAAGGUCUUCACGCGCUCGAUGAUGACACCAUGAUCAGCGAGGUCUUUCGGGAAAGCGGCGCCGCCAACAUCUCAGUCUCAGUGGCCUCCCCUCCUGCGACGUUGGUUCGGAUCUCACAAGUGGUCACCCUCCUGGGCAGCGCGGUCCCAAAUUCCACCGAGCUGCAGUCCAUGCUUGCAGAGGGAGGGCUGGAAGUCGAGAUCCUGAGCAUGGAGAUCCUAGACUCCCAGGUGCCGACGACCGAGCACAACUUGCCGGGUGAUGAUGGUGAUGUGGGCUUUCUCGUUUGGUUCCCCAUCCUGAUGUCUCUGCUUGUGGGUAUGUCCGUCUACUUGCUCUACAAACGACGCAGCAGAAGAGCACGCAUAGAGACUGUAGCCCCUGAUGUAGCUCCGGAUGUCGCCCCGGUCCUGGAAGGGGACCGCGCGGAUCACUCCCAGAACCCUCCACCAGAGCCGGAACUUGCCGCCGCUGCAUCAUCGGAGUUUUGGUCGCACCCCGAGCCCGAGGAGCCCUUGGAAACCGCGGAUCUGGAGGACGAAGAACGGCCUCCACCAGAGCCCGAUAUUGCAGUGCCCUCGGGCUCAACUCGGACGCCGCUGCAGCAGUCAGUGCAGCAUGUGCAGCACCCGGACCUUGUUUCGGAUGCACAGGAUGAGUCUCGGUCCCCAGCCACGGCAUGGGGAUGA
Messenger RNA from Symbiodinium natans, 3285 nucleotides. Lineage: Eukaryota; Dinophyceae; Suessiales; Symbiodiniaceae. The record is from the annotation of a GenBank genome assembly.